ACUGUUCCAACGCACAGUGACGGGGGUGUUCAACUCGAUCAAGACGGCGGUUGGUGCUGAAGGGGGGGAGGGCGAAGAGCCUCCGAAGACCUUGCACGACUGGACCUAUGUCUGCACCAGCAUCGAGCUCAGUGUGGGUGGCGCGGUGUCGCGGCUGGUGGGCGCGCGCCGCGCCUGCGCGCACGUCGAGGCGGCGCAAGACUCGCUCCACCACCUGCGCGCGCGCACCGCCCCCCUCACCCCCGCCCCCGCGCCUGAAGACUUCGAGGAGUGGUGCGCGGGGUGCGGGGCGAGCUGGUGCGGCGCGUGCGCAGUGGCGGCCGGCGCGGGGCUCGUGACGUCACACGUGGCGCUCCGCCUCGCCACGCUGCUGCUCGCGGAUCUCGGUGAAUCCUUGCUGCAAUCCUGGCUAGCCGACCUGGCCGCGUGGCUGCGUAGCCAGGUCUUCGUUAUAUUCGAGCAGUUGUCGGAGCGAGACGACACUAGUUUCACCGGCACAGGAGUCGACACGCCUUUAAAUGUGGACGAGACUUGUCGAGUCUUGUUGGAAAACACACCAGCUCUCCUAAACGUGUUUGGCGAAGAAACAGUGUCAUCGGCGGCUAAACUGCUGGUGACCAGCUUCACUCACAAGGAAAUCAACAAAGACAUAAUCUUUAGAGUCCUCGACCUCUUUGCUGGACACUUCAACAUGGCUGCCGAACUAAAAAACCCAACUUUUGAUAGUACCUAA
Molecule: messenger RNA, 733 nt
Organism: Arctia plantaginis
Lineage: Eukaryota; Metazoa; Arthropoda; Insecta; Lepidoptera; Erebidae
Source: the annotation of a GenBank genome assembly